Molecule: messenger RNA, 3726 nt
Organism: Hydra vulgaris (swiftwater hydra)
Lineage: Eukaryota; Metazoa; Cnidaria; Hydrozoa; Anthoathecata; Hydridae
Product: transcription initiation factor TFIID subunit 2
Biological process (GO): transcription initiation at RNA polymerase II promoter
Cellular component (GO): transcription factor TFIID complex
Molecular function (GO): transcription cis-regulatory region binding; metallopeptidase activity; chromatin binding
Source: RefSeq, a predicted model, not a curated record
AGAUGUUCCAUAAGUUUGAAUAUUUCCAGUUAAGUUAACAAUGAGUAAAAGAUGAAAAAGAGUAACUAUGGAAACAAAGAAUACAAAUUAAUCCAUCAAAUAUUGUGCUUAACAGCAGUUGAUUUCAACAACAAAACUAUAUAUGGCUUUGCUGAGCUCCAUAUAUUGCCACUUGUCAACCACCUCAGCCGAAUUAAAGUUAACUGCAAACAAUCUAAAAUUUUCAGAAUCUGUGUAAAAGGUUCUGGACUAGAUACUUGGUUGGAAGCAUCAUUUUUAACACAAGAUCCUGGAAUAAACUUUUGCCCUGAUACUGUGCAGAAUCUAGAUGUUCUUUUAAAUAAAUUAGAAGCUGCUGUUUUGCAAACAGAACCUGAUCAAAAUGGUGGAGAAAUUAUUGUGCAACUGCCUAGUGAAACAAUACCUCUUAUAGCUGAGAAGAGAACACUUCGCAUUAGCAUUGAAUUUGUUCUUGAAGAUCCGAAAGGUGGAAUCCAUUUUGUAAAUCCUGAAAUAGAAGGAAGUCCGGUGAAGAGAAAGUCACAUUUAUUUACUUACAAAUAUGGAAACUCAAGUCGACUCUGGUUUCCGUGUAUUGAUUCAUUCAGUGAAGUUUGUACCUGGAAAAUAGAAGUUACAACAGAUAUUGGAAUGAUUGUUGUUUGUCCAGGAAACUUAGUAGAAAAAGUGUACACAUCUGAUGAAAAGCAAGCUACUCAUCAUUUCAUUCUUAGUACUCCAACAUCAGCAUCAAAUAUUGGUUUGGCGAUCGGGCCUUUUGAAGUAGUUGUUGACCAAGAACUCUCUGAUGUUAUGUGUUUUGUUUUACCUGGAUUAUCUCCUCUUGUCAUUCAUACAACCUCAUUUCUUGGCGAUGCCAUUGAGUUUUUUGAAGAAACACUAAAUGCACAGUACCCUUUCUCUGCUUACAAACUUGUAUUUGUUGAUGAAGCAUUUAUGUCAUCACAAACCUUUACAUCAAUGAAUAUUCUCAGCACAAAUCUUUUACAUCCUGAAAGCGUUAUAGAACAAACUUUUAUUUCAAGAAAGAUUUUGGUGAAUGGUUUAGCUGAGCAGUUCUUUGGAAUGUUUGUUGGUAUGCAUUCUUGGUGUGAUCUUUGGUUGAUUCAGGGUAUCUUUAGGUAUUUAGCUGGUUUAUUUUUAAAGAAACAUUUUGGAAAUAAUGAUUACAGGCUGUGGUUACAUAAGGAAUUAGAGUUGCUUUGUAAUUAUGAGCUGGUUGGACCAGGCCUCCCUCCACUAUACCCUUAUUCAUUAGUUACUCAUUCCAUAGAUGGUAAACAAGAAUCAACAAAUGAAAUAUCACAGAGUUCAGCUAUUCAACAACAUCCACAUAUAAUAUCAAGUAAACAACUAAAAAUGAUUGGCACAAAAAGUCAUUUUGUGAUGCGCAUUAUUGAGCUUCGGAUUGGUCAAGAUCUUUUACUUCAGGCUUUUAACAAGUCAUUAUCUUUGGCAUCUGCUGCUGCUGCAAAAAAUACAGACAUGAUGUUGUGGAGUAAUAUGCUGCUAUCCACAACUGGUUUUUUGAAAACUAUUUCUACUGUCUCUGGCAAAGAUAUAAAUAUUUUUCUUGAUCAAUGGAUCUGCCAUUCAGGUGUAGCAAAAAUAAAUGCUUCUUUCAGUUUCAACCGAAAAAGGAAUAUCAUUGAGUUAGAAGUCAGUCAGUGUGUUGGAAAAGGUUGCCAGAAGUAUGUGGGUCCUAUGAUUAUAUGCAUACAAGAAUUAGAUGGAUCAUUUCCACAUACUGUUCAAGUGGAAGAUAUUAUUUCUCAACACGAGUUGCCAUGCCAUUCUAAAAGUCGUCGUAAUAAAAAGAAAAAAAUUCCUCUUAUUACUGGUGAUGAAGUGGACAUGGAUUUAAGUGUGACAUUAGAUUCUGAUUCACCUGUGCUAUGGGUUCGUAUUGAUCCUGAUAUGACAUGGCCUAGACAUGUUUCCCUGCAACAACCAGAUUACAUGUGGCAGUAUCAGCUUAGAUAUGAAAGAGAUGUUACUUCGCAAAUAGAGGCUGUUCGUGCACUGGAAAAAUACCCAUGCUCAGGUACCAGGAGUGCUCUGAUUGACACAAUAAAUAAUGUAGAAGCAUUUUUUAAAGUUAGGAUGGAAGCAGCUUUUUGUUUAGCUAAGAUUGCUAACACAGAAGUAGAAGUUUGGGAUGGUGAAAGUGCCAUGAUUGAAAUAUUUGAGAAAAUGUUUGGCUCCAAUGCAUGUGCUUCCAUUCCAAAGUUUAAUAACUUUUCUAAUUUUACUGGGUAUUUUAUGCAAAAGGUACUACCCACAUCCAUAUCAAUGCUGAAGAACUCUCAGUCACAGUGCACAAGAAGGACACUGCAGUUUAUAUUAGAACUUCUAAAAUAUAAUGAUAACAGGUUUAACCAGUUUCAUGAUGGAUUUUAUGUAAGUUCAUUGAUUGAUGGUUUAAAAAAUGUAAUUGGUCCUGCACUACACUUAGCAUCAGCUACUUCAUUUGAUGAACGUAAAAAUCUUCCUGUUGAUGAACAUGCCAAGCUUGUACUAUCUGAAGUAGUCCGCAGAUUGAAUAUGGAUAAAAUAAUACCUUCUUUUCGAUAUGCUGUAACUUGCAGUUGUUUGAAAGUAAUUCGUUGCAUGCAGACCAAUGGUCAUAUUCCAGCUGAAUCAGCGCUUUUUAAAAAGUAUUCAAAAUAUGGGUUGUUUGAAGAUAUUCGAAUAACAGCUCUCAAAAUUAUGGUUGAUUUUGUCUCAGUUCACUUUUCUGAAACCGAUUUUGAUUGGUUACUAAAGAUAUUAGAAAAUGAGCCUUCACCAAGAGUAAAGCACACUGUUUUGCAAUGCUUAGUAGAUACUCCACCAUUAUUGAAUCAGACACAGAUCAAUAACUAUGGAUCGAUUAUGUACUCAAGGUUAUGGAAGCUAAUCAAUUUUGAUUCAGCAAGUAAUUAUCGUUAUCGUUGUGAUAUUAUUGAUUUCUUGAAAGUCAUGUAUGCAAAAUAUCCAAAAGCAUCAUUGAGUACCAGUGAAUUCAAAGAAAAAAAGGAAAAAGGAACUGUUCAUUCUGAGAGAGAGUUUUUAAAUAUAAAGCGAGAAGAGCCACCUGUCAAAAAGAAGCGGACAAGCUCUAGGGAGUCAACUUCCAGAGAAUCCUCUCCUAAAUUAAAUAUUUUAGAUUCAGAUCUUUCUAGCAAAAUAAAAUUAAAAAUAAAAUUUGGUGGUGAUGAUGUAAGUCAUGUCAGUGGUCAUGACUACCCUGGGAACAUUGCAACUAAGCAAAAGAAUGCUGAUGAAAAUCUUAUUACAAAGAAGCAGAAAAAAAAAAAGAAAAAAAAGCAUAAGGAAAAACACAAAAUGCCAUUAGAUAUACCUGGAACGUAUUCAAAUAUGUUAGACGAUCGUUUAGCUGCAGACGAUAGUCCGCUUGGAACAUUAAACAUGCCAAUAUCAUCAGGUUAUAUUAGUGGAUCUCCUGAACUUUCUUGAAAGUUGUUGCCUGAUUAGUAUUGUGUGUGCAACUUGUAGGAACAAGCAAUAGUUCCAAUUAUAUAUCUUUUUGUUUUGGUAGACGAUGCUUGCUUACAUACUUUUGCAUUAAAGUUAUUUAUGCUUAAAACAGCUCUAAAAAUGAACUAUAAAUAUAAUUCAAAAAAAACUAGACUGUUAAAUGAGAAUGUAAAAUCGAAUUUAUUGAAAUAUGUGAAAUACAGUAGAUAUACUGUAGAAAGAAAA